CUGUAUGUGUAUGAUGACCACGUGUUUUUGUUAACGAGAUUUCUCUUGGUGUAUUGCAGGCGUCUUCACCAGACGAGAAAGCAUUUGUGGAGGCCGCGCACAGGUACAUCUCGCCUACUUUGGUACAUCUCAUAACCGUCUUUAUAUAUUUUGACAAUUGACCCUAAAAGUGCUUACGUCACGCAAUUUCCCAUCCAUCUCAACAUUUAGGCAUACAAUGUGGGAUACAUGUGGAUCAAAUAUUCAUUGUUUGACAGUGAUGUGACGUGAAGAUUUAUAUGGUCAAUUAAGCCUAUUAUUUGGAAUUAAAUGUUACGUCAUAACUAUAUCAGUAUUGACCAUUGAUCCUGUAUACUAAUGAACAGGGCUUCUCAUGUAUAAAUUGCCAUGUCCAUCCUUAGAAAAGGGUCGAUCCGCCUCUGAUCUGGGAUUAAUCCAAGCAUUUUAGUCCGCUGCCAUUUUUUUGGGAGAGGGUUUAAUUGAAUCUUAGAAAGGGCCCCCCCCCCCCCCCCUCGUGAAAUUCCCGACUUUGUUUCUGUGUGAAAUAACAUUUCUCGCGUUCAGACAGCACUUUUGUUCACAAAAAUUGAACCGUUUUAAGACAGGUUUUUAACGGCGUGUUGAAGAAUCAUUAAUACUUUCUUCCUUUUACAUUGAAUUAUUCCCAUUUGCCAGUCAGUUCUUCAAAGUAAUACGGAGAAGAACUCGGUUGAAGAUUGAGUUGUUACUACUGUUCACCGAUGGUGUCAUGUUGUCUGAAAGACGUUGCUAUUCUGCAAAGUGCCAUGUCUAAAAUACUGUAACGAUAACAUGUUUAUCUCAUCACGAAUAAAGUCUCAGUAAUUUGUAUCAAUGUUAUAGUAACGGUCUUAUCAACUAGCUGUUUCAUGCAAUAACGUUUGUGAUUGAUAUUUUAGAUAUGGUUUAACAUUUCAAGGCACGUCAGGCGAAAAUAUGCUGGUCAAAAUUGGAGAUCAAGUACACAGGUAAAUAUGUGCGGUCCACGUUCAAAAUUUGUUUUCUGGUUUAGUGUUUUCCUUUAUGUCGUGAAAAUUAUUAGAGAAAGGAUUCGUUUCAAUGUAUUUCGACAGCUUCGUAUGGAGCCAUACGUUGCAUUCUUUAUCAUGAUUGCCAGUUCUAGACAGCCGUAUUCCGGCCAUUACCAACAAUGGCAUUCAGAGUUCGACUGCGCAUGACGCGUUCUGCGUCUGCAUAAAUUACAGUUGAACCAUAGGCAGCCCAAAACUGCGUGUAGAAUGCACCAAAUGCCAAUUUAUAUUAAGCUCGCCCCAUUCCUCUGUCAUUUGUCGCGCGCCGCAAGCACUCGAUGGAAAGCAUUGUUCAUAUAUAUAUAUAUAUAUAUAUAUAUAUAUAUAUAUAUAUAUAUAUAUAUAUAUAUAUAUAUAUAUAUAUAUAUAUAUAUAUAUAUAUAUACAUUAUAUGAACAAUGCUUUUCAUUGAGUGCUUGCGACGCGCGACAAAUGACAGAGGAAUGGGGCGAGGUUAAUAUAAAUUGGCAUUUGGAAGCAUUUGGUGCAUUCUACACACAGUUUUGGGCUGCCUAUGGUUGAACUAUAACAUGGAGCUGAGACUGCAAGAGUUAGAACAUGCAUGCCAAGGUACUGAACCGUUCAAUCAAUUAUAUUUGUGUUUCACCUCUAGUUGAGUCUCACUCAAGACUUAUACAAUAGGAAACGUUUGGUGGUCAACUUUACAUAUAUAUUGCCGCUUUAUGCCUUGUGGAAGCAAGUAAAUUUCGUUAAAUUGCAUAUAUUUGAUACCAAACACAAGAUCAAUACUUUUAAUGAAUAUUGAACUCGAUCCGAUAAAUGGGAGUUGACCGCCAAGUGCUAAACGUAUCACGUGACUGAAACCCAGCUAUACAGCUAUAGCCACAGUAGAACUGUCAUUAAAUCAUUUUUGUACCAGCAUAUUUUGUCAAAAUAAAGAAAGGUACACUGAAGGAAAUGUAUUUUCUAAUUCAAAGCGUACGGAAACUAAUUGUUUUUUAGCAACUUUUUGCAUCUUCAAAUGAUGAUUGAACAGUUGAAUAAUUUGAUUUAUUAUAGAAACAUAAGUGUUAUAUAGAGUUUAUUAUAUAAACAUAAGUGUUAUAUAGAGUUUAUUAUAUAAACAUAAGUGUUAUAUAGAGUUUUUGGCCACUGAGAAAAAUCGUGUUAAUAUAAUUUUUGCAAGCCAAUCAAAAAGCGCGUAGGAAAUAUGUUUGACCAAUCAGAGAACUUGUUGUAAAAAGCAUUGCCAUGGAUGUUUUAUUGUUUUUCAAUUAUCGCUUUUCAAUUGUCGCUUUUCUGUAGAAAUUAUCGCUUUUCAAAGACAAAAAUACAUGUAUGCUUGGAAAUACCAGAUUUAUUUCUCGUGUUGAACAUGAUAUCUCACUCGUUCGCUGCGCUCACUCGUGAAUGUUCAACACUCGAAAUAAAUCUGGUAUUUCCGCGCACCAUGUAUUAUUCUCUAUAUCUUCUCCAGGUUAUAGUUUCAACUGCAAUUUAGAGCAGAACGCUUGGAUGUGCAGUCGAGAUACUGAAUUAACUAUAGAAAUUUGCCUUGAUUUCAUCUUUAUGAAUGUUAUACAACUUCGCUGUAAGGUUACAGCAUAUUACCCACGCUAAAUGAUGUUACAAUUGAAAUGUGUACCAUCAAUGAUAACUUUCUUUUAUCGUUUAGUUAUAAACUGCUUCAUGUUCUGGAGUUUGAUUCCACACGGAAACGAAUGAGUGUGAUUGUCAGUGAAACUGAUGGUAAGAGAUAUCGUAUCUUAACGAGAGGGGUGGGGGUAUACUUGCAUGGUGUUGUUCUAGGGUCAUAGAGAAGCACAGACAUUACUACGGCACUCAUAGAAAACGUGUGCGCCGUUGGCAUCAAUCAUCUGCACCAUAGCACAGGGCUGGCAAAACUUUCUAGGAAUGCAAGAGAACAUUAAACAUUUUCUGCAACUAAUCAUGUAAAUUGAUACUCGGACACUGUAACUGAUUCGAACAAGUUGUCAAACUGAAUGCCAUGCUAUAGUUUUUCGAGUGACAUAUUUUGUUACAACUUGUUGGUGAGUGUGUUUCUUGUUUCAGAACCAUCCUCAGAGAUACGAAAAACUAGUUUCAUAUUAAUCUGACACUGCAAUCGAGCAACGGAAAAUUCGUUGGCUCGAGCGGGAUUUGAACUCGCAUCUUCGGGUAUUUAGACCGCCGCUCUACCUAUUGAGUUAUCGAGUCAACAGGGAUUGGUAGCGAGUCUUAUCCAAUUUUAAGUGCACGAAAUAUUUUCGUUACGACUUAACGCUUGUCUUGGAGGACGCGCAGUGUUUCAAUUCUAUUUCAGAACCAUCCUCAGAGAUACGAAAAACUAGUUAGCUCAGUAGGUAGAGCGGUGGUCUAGAUACCCGAAGAUGCGAGUUCAAAUCCCGCUCGAGCCAACAAAUUUUUCGUUGCUCGAUUGCAGUGUCAGAUUAAUAUGAAACUAGCGUUUCUUGUGAUGUACCAAAUAAUAGAGGGGGAUUGUCAUUAGCACUAUAUUUUACUGAAUGUUUAUGUCAUGCACUAAUGAGCAAGUUGUUUCAAUUUCUAGGAACAAAAGUGAUGUAUUGUAAAGGUGCUGAAGUAGCAAUCUUAGAAAAGACGAUUAAUGGACCAACUGACACUACUCUCUCUCAUAUCAACAGUUAUGCCGAGGUUUGUGUGUAAUUAUAUUUUAAACCAAAGUCAGUUUAUUUGUCGUGAUUAUUAGAAUACGAGAUAAACGAGACAAAGUUCACACGAAGAAUGAAUCAUUUGUAGGAAUGCGUUAUUCGUACUUUUGCGGUUGUUGUAUUUGCAGGUAUUUCUUUCUCGAAAGUAGAAAAUUUCACAAUUGUCUCUCUGCAUGUAGUUCAGUUGGUUAGAGCUCAGCGCCAGAAUCACAGGGCCGCAGGUUUGAUUCCUGUCAGAGGGCCUUAGUUGUAUUUCUCACAACUGGUCCUGGUUAGGUCUAAUAAAUGAAUAAAAUUCACACUUGAAAUUUCCAUCUACAAAAUCCUUCAACAAUAGACCUUUCCCCUUUUAAGUGAAAUUUUGAUCUAGACAAAACUGAUUAUCAAUUUCUCAUUUGUAAUACAAAAUGACUGAAAAACGGCAAACUUCGCAAGGCUAUAUUAUCCACAUUUUACAACAUUUCGCAACGAAACUUCGGAAUAUUACUAAUUUUGUGAUGCUCUUUCAAGCUGUGAUGAAAUUUUUGUCUAGACUUGUCUAGAUCAAAAUUUCACUUAAAAGGGGAAAGGUCUAUUGUAGUUCUAUCGAGUGAGAUGCCCAAAAUCCUGAAUAUUUCAUGGCGGUUUCAUGGCUAACAAUUUCAUAAAAAUUUCAUGCCUGAAAAUUUCAGGAGCAGUGGGAAUAAUUUAAGUCGCUGAGCUAAAAUUAUGCAUGGCAAUGUUUAUUGUUCAAAUGUGAUGAGUAGUUGUGUCAGAAUAUGUUUGAAAUUAUAUGAUUGGCAUUGGUAAUUGUAUAAAAUGCUUGUAUCUUACAGAAAGGGCUGCGUACGUUAGCAAUAGCCAAGAAAGUUAUUCCGCAAGAUGAAUACGAGGAAAUGAGUAGAAAGGUUUGUCCUAAAUUAUCAUGAAACUUGAUACCAGAUGUUUACUAUGGGGUAACAUAUAUUAUUUCACUUUAUUCAUUACGAGAACUGUUCUAAAUUAUCAUGAAACUUGAUACCAGAUGUUUACUAUGGGGUAACAUAUAUUAUUUCACUUUAUUUUUUGCGAGAACUGUUCUAAAUUAUCAUGAAACUUGAUACCAGAUGUAUAAUAUGGGGUAACAUAUAUUAUUUCACUUUAUUCAUUACGAGAACUGUUCUAAAUUAUCAUGAAACUUGAUACCAGAUGUAUAAUAUGGGGUAACAUAUAUUAUUUCACUUUAUUCAUUACGAGAACUGUCCUAAAUUAUCAUGAAACUUGAUACCAGGUGUGUACCAUGGGUAACAUAUAUUAUUUCACUUUAUUCAUUACAAGAACUGUUCUAAAUUAUCAUGAAACUUGAUACCAGAUGUAUACUAUGGGGUAACAUAUAUUAUUUCACUUUAUUCAUUACGAGAACUGUUCUAAAUUAUCAUGAAACUUGAUACUAUGGGGUAACAUACAUUAUUUCACUUUAUUCAACGAGAACGAGUUGGAAAAAAGUGCGGCGAAACAUUUAAAGUUUGCUUUCUGCAGUUUUGUGCUUAUAGUGUCAGUUGAAUUUGCAUGAGACCUGUUGCUUUUAAUUUUGCCAAACACCGCAGUUCUAUUCCAGGCACUUCCUCCAGCAUGGUAACACUGGAUCUCUAGGGAUAAACGUUUUAUAGAACUGAUCAGAGGUGGAGAUAAUCUGGGGGCCUUGGUCCCAGAAAUUUGGGGGGAUCUACAUUUUUGCAGAACGUUUCACAAACAUUUUUUGAUGUUUGAUAGCUAAUUCUGAAAAUUACACUAAAUGUAUAUCUAAAUUACAUAAUCGAUACCUAAAAUACAGUGGAACAGUUAGAAUGAAAAUAUUUGUAAAAAGCGCUCUAACUCUUGCUUUUUAUACAUGUAGUUAUUUAUUCAAAAUAACGCAACGUAAACCUUGCUCAGUUGUUGUCCGAGCACUCGAAGAACGCGAGCACCUAACCUAGCAUGAACCGACAUUAACCAAUGAUCUUUAUACAGCUGUAUCUUCAUUUCAUUGCUUAAUAUACAGCAGUAAUUUUGUUUUUAAUCCUGUGGGACUGUAACUACUAAGACUACUUCAGGAUUUAUCUUCUACUGUAUACCUUGUCAGUCUUAAAGACCAUGUAAGGUAAAAAACACAGUCAAAAACGACAGUUUUGUUAUUGUUCCCUGUAUGUUAUAAACGUUUGCAGAAAAUGUUGAGCCCUAAACCAAGGUUCCCAGAAAGAAUAAAAAAUUAUACCUCUUGAACUGAUAUCUGGUAUAAAUAAUGAUAGAUGAGUUUAGCUUGACUAGCUAUAUGAUUAGCUGUCUGCAUGUGUGGUCCAAACUUUCCUUUUCUUAAGUUCAAGUUUGAUUUGUACUUUGAUAGUUAAAAGAAGCAAGUGAAGCUAUCAGUGAAAGAGAUGAACAGGUAUUAUUUUGUUUACUUGAUUAUAAAGUUGACGUAAGUCCUAGCGUGUAUUUCCAAUGUGUAUUUCGUGUGAGCUUAAUACUUUAGAAUGCUUAAGACAUUAAGAGGAAAUAUUGUUGUAUGGUAUGUAACACGCGCUUCAAAAUUUUUAUAUUUCGAUACGUUUCUCAAGCGGCAAACAAACUUGAAAAGUAUGUUUAGUCCUUUAUCUGUAAAAUAAUGAAGAGAUUUUAGAUGGUACGCCAAAGAGAAAAGAUGAUGUCUGAAGUUCAGUAAGUUUUGCUUAUAUUGCUGUAUAAAUAUGGCGUCAAUUUUACAGCAUUAAUGAUAAUUGUAUUUAAAUUGACAAUAUUUAACUAUUAUUUUGUGUUUCUCAACCGCCAGAUACAUUUAAAAAAGGUUACUAUAACUGUGUAAACUACAAAAUAAAGCUAAAACAAAGUAAUUUUGAGAGGAACGCCAAAAAAGAUUUUAGGUUUUGAACACUUUUCAUCGCAAAUACGCGACAAUUACAAACAAACAAAUAUGCCCGAUUUCCUCUUCUCAGAUUGCUUUGACACGAUUGUGUUUAUAGAUCACUUAUAGUCGUGCAUGUUUACACUCCAAGCUUUGAAUUGGCUUGGCCAUAUAUCUCUCCCGCGCAUGAGGCCAGUCCACUGACCAACAAUUUUACUUUCAGCUUGCGAAAGUUUACGAAGAAGUGGAAUCGAAACUGACGUUGAUAGGAGCAACUGGCAUCGAAGACAGGUUUGGUCAUGUUUUUAAUGUUUGAAAAUGAAAACAUGAAUUAGUGUGGCAAAAUAUCAGCGAAGUAAAGCGAGGACCAUGUCCAAUGUUUAGUUUAGUAUCAUUGUGCAGACUAGUGUUCAUAAGUAUAAAAAAGUAAUUCGCCAAAUUUUGGCUUGUCUGUCAUUUCCUUCUGAUUGGUGAAAGAAUCAGGGUAAUAUAUCGAUCGUCUAAUGUAUUUUCAAAUUUGGAAGAAGGAAUUUCGUUUCCUUUUCACGAGUUUAACUAUUUUGCGGGCUGCGGGCAGAAAAAUGCGGGCUGCGGGCUAACACGAUUGCGAGCCGCGGGUCUAGUUGCAGGCCCAAAAAAAUAUUGUCAAAAUGUAAAGAAAAUAACAAUAUUAUUCAAAAUUUUCUGUCUUUGAAGUAUAUUCUAUGUCUAAUGCUAUUCGUAAUCAUAUGCAUAUGAAUUUUUCCUUAAAUUCAUUCUUUUUGUAAUAUCAUGGAAUCUCAGUUUAUGAGUCGUACCAGACAUUAAAGUUUCUGCCGGGAUAACUGUACACCAAUCCUAAUCAAAUUUUCUCGAAACACUGGACCCACGCAAAGCCCUGAAAUCAUGUCGCAUGAAGUCCGUAUAAAAAGUGAGUUGGACAUUUUUGCAUAUGGUUCCAAAUUCUUUCAGUAUUGUGUGACGUCAUCAAAAAAGCUGCCAAAUAUAUUUUUGUGUGAAAUAAGUUUGAAAUAACAAGGAAACCAAAAUGCCAUUUUAAUCGUAACGUAAAAUCAUAUAAAUAAAUAAAAACUUGGUAACAAGCAGCGAGUCGGCAUUCUUACUGUAAGUAUAUACAUAGACAGAAACAAUCAACACAUACAGGAAAGUAUAUCUCGACUACAGUCACAAUCACGUUCCUAUCCAGGGAAAUAUUCCGAAGCUUUAACUGUUUUCUUUAUUUGGAAGGUAUUACAUGAAGUACACUACAGGAACCCAGAUUCAAAGUAGGCCAAAAACCAGUGAAAUAUGACUGUUCUGUUCAUUGCAUGAACGGCCACAAUUUGAUACGGUUAUUUCCUACUUUCUUGUGCACAAUAAUAGUAAGAAUAAGUUUGUGAACGGGGCCAAGGUCAAAUAGAAACAUAUUUGUGAACGAAAUAGGGAGAAAGAACUUUUAUGUGCAUCUACUGUAAUAAAAGGCAAACAUGGGCACGUGGUUAUUGGGCAAAGUGCAAUAAACAACACAGUUUGUUCCCGUUAGUUCAUAUAUACGCUAGUUCUUGCUGUUGUUACCAAAUGUUUAAUAUUUAGAACUGUUUCUAGUCACAAUAUUAAGUGCUGUUUCAUGCCUAAACUGCGAAUUUCUAUUUUCAUUGAAUUUUGUCGAUAAUUUCAUUAAAAAAUUAGUUAGGCCAGCAAUUUGGCCCGCGGCCCGCAAUUGUUUUAACCCGCAGCCCGCAUUUUUCUGCCCGCAGCCCGCAAAAUAGCUAGACCCCCUUUUCACAACGCUUUACGAGUCAUAUAUAUGAGCUGCUUUAGAAGCAAACUUGAUGCAAAAUGUGUAUCUUAACGAGCCUUCUAGUUCAUGUCACAGCAAUUGGACAGAAUUUCAGAACCAGAUCAAGAAAGCUUAUUAAUUAAGAUGCACAUACUGUAAAAGAAUAUUUAAAAACCAUCACAAUUAUGAAAGUGUUCUGCAAGUAAAAUAUUGCACGCUUCAAAUUAUACGAGUUUUGACGCAUACAUUAAUGGAUGUACAAUUAAAUGUAUAACAUUGUACAGCACAUCUUUUCUUUGACUCUUAUCGUACUAAGUGUAUUCAUACUGUCUUAGGCUUCAAGAUGAAGUAAAAGAGACUAUAGUUUCUCUACGAGACGCAGGAAUGAAGGUAAGCUUUCUUAAAUGACUACACUGCAUUUUGGCGUUGUGGUAACACUCCCAGAGUUGUGUAGAGUUGUGGUUUUUAGAAGUACAUCUCCUUAGUGUUAUUUUUGUUGCCAGUGGAUGGUAAUAAUAUUUUGUAUCUUUAGGUCUGGGUAUUGACUGGAGAUAAACACGAAACUGCUGUGAACAUCAGUCACUCAUGUGGACAUGUUCAAGUAAGGAAAUAUUUCUGUUUUACGAAAUCAUAUUGAAAAAUUUUCAAAGAAAGAGAGUUGUGUAUAAGAAAGGUCUUAGUUUGCUCAAGUUCCCAUUAAGCUGGCGAUGUACUUUUUUUCUAUCGGAGUAGAUUUUAUUUUUGUGGGUGUGGCCAAUCUGUGACCAAAUCCAGCUAGCUCUAUUUGACUUUUGGAAUUGGCCUGUGACUCUUGCAGAAUUCUUAAUUUCUUAAUUCAAUUAAGUUUUGUAAUUUUGAAUUUGGAGUCAACUCCUUGUACUCUGAAGGUAUAGCGUCGCUCCAGAGGGCAGAGUGGGUAUUUAAACAUUUUUGAAUUUAAUUUUUAGGCUGGCAUGGACGUGUUGGAAAUUGUGAGAAAGGAUUCAGUGCAUGAUGUGCAGCAGUCCUUGCACAGUUUCAAGGAAAGGUAUAACAAUGUCAUGUACCUUUAUACAAUGUCAUGUACCUUAAGUAUCAAUGAAACUACUAUAGUCAAAAACAACGGGACAAUUAUAGACAAGUUGCAUUUUUGCUGUCUUAUUGGACAUGAUAAGAUGGGGAGCUAUCCCUCGGUAGCGUGUCCUUUCCCCGAGCUUGUUUUCCCACUGCUUCAAAUACUUAAUGGCGCCUUGUAUGGAGAUAUUUAACACAGAAUAACCUGAACUGGUGUUUCGUUACUGAGACUAUAUCUUCACAGUGGACGCUGGUGUGGUUUGAAAACGGCGUGGAAAAGUCACAAUUAGUCACAAUUAGUCGUCGCGUUCACACUGCGCUGGAGCGAAAUUGUUUGAAAACGUCACUUUUGCCGUAACAAUUCGAGCACGAUUUCUAAACGGAGCGAGAUGAAAACCGGGUCGCUUGGCGGCUUUGUAUCAAACACCGUUACUUUUUUGUACCGCUUACAAACCAAGCAUCUCAGAUCUCAAAACAGUAAAUUCGAAUGCUUUUUCGUUUCCUUGCUCUGUUUGAAAUAUUUUGGAUUUACAUGAGUGCAUGCUAAUUUAUUUUGUAAAAAAAAACGUUAAUGGCGUCGUGUGAACACACGUAAAUUCUUCCGGCAUUAUUUGGCUCCAGUGUGAACAUAGUGUGAAACUUAUACUGUCCAUUGUUGCUAGAUUAUCAAUUGGUCACCAGGACAAAAAGUUUGCUUUGGUAAUAGAUGGUUCCAGUUUGCGUCAUGCUAUGGAUGGAGAUCGAGGUAAUUACGGAUAACAUGAAAGAUACCAUUGCAAAAAUUAGAGAAUUAUAAAACCAGAAGCUCCAUUCAGGCCUCGAACUUAGCGGCGGCCAUUGGCUGUCGAUGUCGUGCUCGUUGGCCGCUAUGCCGUCGUAAUAAACUGAAAUUCGCGGUCAGUAAUGGCCUGCGCUCAACUUCAGUACUUUACAAAAUUGACAAAAAAUUCUUGGGUUUCAUAUGACGUCACACGUUAAAAUAUUUUCAUAGUCUGACAUUUUAAAAAGCCUGUGCGAAGGCAUUUUAAUUUUCCGUGCAGGAUUGUCUGAUCAGUGCUAAUAAUAUGUGACUUGUUCAAUUCACACGCCCUUUUAUAUACCAAAGUGUCGUGAUCUGAUGACUCGUUUUGUGUUUUCCAGAGUUGUUUAUUUCUGUGUGUCAGGGUUGUGUCGCAGUUCUUUGCUGCAGAAUGUCGCCAUUACAGAAAGCACAGGUACGUUUCGCUUUUGUAACUUAGAUCUUAAUAUCGAACUGUAGGUUUGCAAAAGACACAUACAGUCAACUAACGUUUGUUUGAGAGCCUCUUUUAACACUUCAAACUGAGCGUGGUGGCAAUGUAAACCAAAAAGAGAAGAAUAACUCAGUUAAGAAGAGAGUGUUUUAGAAUUCCCAUGACCGGACCUCGUCUAGCGGAUGGAAUAAUAACAAAAGUUGUGUUUAAAAAUGAUGAAAACUUGGGUGUAUCCCCAUGCAGACCCCCUACCACUUUUGUAGUUCACCACAAUCUAGCAGCGUGAGCUCCACCUUUCAAUUUAUUAAAUGAAUAAAGUGGUACUUCGCGACGCAUAUUGAACCCCAACCCUAAUCUAACCCCUACUCUUACCCUACCCCCCCCCCCAAUCUGAUUUUGAUCUGGUCCUAAUCUAACCCUAAACUUGACGACCUUUUUCUUUUUUUUAAUCUAUCCAGCCCCGGCGCAACCUUAUACCUCCUUUCUAAGGCGAUUAACUUUAUACCCAAACGUCUUGUCUGAAGGCCGAGACAGACUGGACGCGAUUCGACAACGCGGCGCGAUUUUUCAGUUUUUUAAAGUCAAUAAAACAGCCAAUGAAAGGAAAUUUUGAAAGAUAUGUAGACCCAAUAACUCAAAAUGUUAUAGCGCUUCUAAAUAUUUGGAAAACUUAAACCAGGAUCAAACUUAUCGGUCAGUGAAAAUUGAAAAAUCCCGCCACGUUGUCGAAUUGUGGAUUUGAGUGGAGUCGCGAAUUUAUUGUAUGAAUAGAGUGUAUAAGUAACGUGUUUAACAUUCAUAUUAAUAAUAAAUUCAAAGGUCGAGCUCACUUUGCAUCCAGGUAGGGUCCCUUCUUCUCGAUGGCCUGGAUAACUCACAUGCCCAGUUUCUAUUGUUUCAGUUUAUGCAACAACACGAGGGUCGUAGUGUAUGCAUGACGCCCUAUAUUGAAAAUAUUGAACAUACUUGAAUUUAUGACACUCUUCCAGGUUGUAAAUUUAAUAAAGCAUUCAAGCGAGAAGCCAAUAACCCUGGCCAUUGGUGACGGCGCUAAUGACUGCAGUAUGAUCCAGGAAGCUCAUGUUGGGAUAGGUGUGAUGGGAAAAGAAGGAAGACAGGCUGUUAGAACGAGUGAUUACGCCAUUGCUAGAUUUAAAUAUCUUCGUCGGGUCUUGCUGGUUCAUGGUCAUUUGUAUUAUAUAAGAUUGGCAACUGUUGUACAGUAUUUCUUUUACAAGGUAAGUUAUUCAUGUGUUAUGAACUAAUAAAGACUAAAGAAAAGAACAUUUUAGAAAAGAAAUGAAUUAAACGGGAGUUUUAAAUGUCAUCUUCGCUGUGUAUACAACGGCAAAGCCCGUAUUUCUUCGUCUUGUGUACAACGCAUGCAGUUCAAGCCGCGAGAAGUCGAACUCAUCGAAUUAGCUCAGUACUGAAGUAGAUCAUAUUGAAAUCCUGUCUUUACCUCCUGAGAGUGAAUUAAUUUCAUACAAUACACGCUUCCGGAAAGUAGGUCACCUUGGCUAUAAAGCCUCGCUUUCGUGAUUGAGACGUUAGGAUUUAACGAAUGUCACAUGCACGACAUCGAGGCUCAGAAGCCAAAAUGACGAACUUUCUGGACGGGUGUAGUUAUAGUACACGACAAAGUUUCUUCACAAUCAUUUAUUUGCGUGAGUUUGUUUUGCCGUCGCCGUCCUAAAUCAUUACGUCUCUCUUUGCAUAUAUAAAACUCGUUCUAUUUUACGAAAAUAAAGAUAAAACUACUUGGCAACUCUUAAAUGGUAAUUAAUUUUAAACAAAGUUUUAUUAAACAAGGCAACUCCAUUUAGCUUUUCAUCUUUUUAGAAUGUCGUCUUCACUAUUCCACAAUAUCUUUAUGCAUUCUUCAACGCUUAUUCACAACAGGUGAGUUGACUGAACAAGAAGAAGUUUAUUAUUAUAACGAUUUGGAAGUAUGUUGAAAACGAGCCGCCAUUUAGUGAAAAAAACCAUAGUGACCCAAAAAUCAGUGGUAUUAAUUAAUUUCUGUUUUAUAACAUACAUGCCACAACUCAGUUUUACGCGCGGUCCAAAGCGGACCACGCACGUAAACAAUGCAGGCUGAGUAGUAGUAUGUAUUUUAUUCAACAGAAAUUACUUAAUACCACUGAUUUUUGUGGUACCUUAUGGUUGACUACCGCGGUCAAGCAAUAUUUCAGCUUGCCUGUGUGGACACAUUCAGAAUACCAUCAUCUUGCCCCACUAUCCAUAGACGUAGAGCAUCGGUUCAUUAUCGUAAUGGAGCUCACUGUGCCGACAAAGGAAAAAGUCGCAUCGCGCAAACAAAUUCACGUUUAUAACAACAUUUGCCAUUAUUUUUGUGCGUGGCAUAUGAUUCAGAAAUGAAAUAUAUUUCUUACUUUGUUUCAGACAUUAUAUCAAAGUGUGUUUUUAACAACGUUCAAUAUUUGCUGGACAUCGUUACCUAUUCUUUUGUACGGAAUAUUCGAACAACACUUGCGUCCUGACACUCUUAAGGCGCAACCAGUUCUUUACAGGUCAGUUUUUGUUUACAUAUCAGCAGGGGUAUCAGAAUUAUUCUGAGUAGGGGGCUGUGUUGAUAAUUAUAAGUAGGUGGUUGUGUUGAUGAUGUAGAAAGGGGCUGUGGGGAGCAGUCUAGGAAGUCUUAAAGUCAUCCAAAUUAACUAGACAUCAGUUUAUAUUGAUUAGAUAGCAACACAACUGAGGUCUGGAACCAAAUUACAAUUUACCACUACUUUCAUUCUUCGAUAUUUUCAAGUUUUAAGAUAGCACUCAAUUGAAGUAAUGUUGAAACAUUUUGCAAAUGAUCAUCUUUGAAAAUCUCACUCGUGCAUGUUUUUCCCAAAUUGCACUCGAAACCAUACCAUUACCUCACUUUACAUGUACAUACACAUUAAUAUUACGAAGCAUUAACGGACAUGUUUCCGGAGACAAUUUCGAUGUAAUUUGCAAUGCAACAACGUUACAUGAAUUACAUGUCCAUCAAGUUGCGAGUUGAAGAGAAAGUUGAACAAUUUUCUUCUUUUCGCAAUGAUUACGUUGCUACGUCUAAUGCCUAGCCUAUAUGUUGCUAGAAUGCCUAGCCUAUGUUGAAGAUUGACGAUGUUAUUUCAUUCUUGUGUAGAGAUGUUUCACGCAAUAAACGCCUGUCGUGGCAAGAUUUUAGUUUUUGGAUGUUAUCAGGUGGGUGAAGACUGGACGUUGGAUGUGGGAUCCGUAUUUUUAUUGUUUUUCAAGCAUUUUUAGAACGGUUAAAAAAAUCACUAUGCCGGGCCGGUUGUUCAAAAAUCCGUGACGUAAAACUUUGAAACGAUAUUUCUAACCACUUAUGUACAAAGUUGAAAAUAUUUUUCCAGAAAUCUUGUUUCGAUCAAUAAAACUUUUAUUUUCUGAAGUUUUGAAAUAAAGAGCAUGCAGAAUACGCGAAUAAAAACAGCGGGUUAAGUUUAACCCAGGGUUAACGCUAGUCGUACUUUGGGCCCCGGUGGAUAUACGUACAACAGCACAAGGUGCUAUUCAUGCACGGGGAUCCACGAUCAACUACAAGGUCGUUCUAACAAGCCGUCGCCAGGUUUGUGUCCCCACGUUUUUAAUAUGUUGUCAGCAACUUCAGGGUGCGAUAAUUCGCGUACUGGAGGUACGCCAAUAUUACGAGCUGGUACUUUUGUUUUCAACCAAGUAGCAUUGAAGUACGCGGUAUUCUCGCUAUCUGCGUACUUACAUUUUGCUGGUACCACAUGACCUUUCCAAGCCCAAGGUGAAUUCUGUACUGUAAUUUAGUCGGUAUAUGCGUAAGUGCAAUUGCGCUCCUUGUUCUAACAUGUAGUUUGAAAAUACCCUUCAGAAACGUACACUUUAUGUACUUUAUUUUAAAGACUUAUAUAAGUACACAUUGCAUAUUGAGUUUGCACAAGUACACGCGGCAAUAAUCAUUGGCGUAUAUACGAGUCAGCCUACUUGUUGGACAACUCAUUGCAAAAAUUCCAUUACAAAAUGUCAAAUUCUGUGGGUAUGCCCCCCCCCCCCCUCCAUGGGGCAAACCAUUGACUGGGGAAAAUCAUUGAUUGGUGCAAAACAACUUCAUGAGAUAGCGACAUUGAUCGAAAACUAUAUGACGAAUAAGAUAUUUCCACAAAGCGAAAUAAUCCUAUUCGAAAUAGCAUGGCAUAAAAUCCUUGUAUUAUUUUUUUAGCGGUGUGGCAUGGUUUGGUUAUAUAUUUUGGAUCAUUAUUAUUUUUUGAUGAAGGAAUACUUGGUGAUAAGGUAAUUUCUUGACUAAGUGAUCUAAUUUAUGGUGGGUUUUUUCCCCUAACUAUUGUAUUUUUGUUUACUUUUUUCAGGCAUUUGGAAACUGGUCGUUUGGUCAAUUUGCUUAUACUAUCGUUGUUAUUGUUUGUAAUCUUAAGGUUAGUCACGUGUUUCCUUGAGUUUAUUUUUUCCGCCCAUGUGUUCUUUAUUACAAAACGUUAUAGAAAGCUGAUGCAGCUAUACGUCGUGUACUUUUGUCGUUGAGGGUAAUUUUCCAUUCUAAGUAUAGUCCCCUUCCUACUUAAAGUAAAGAUUUCUAUUCCAACUUUCAUCUUUUGCUCUGCAAGAAUAUCUUCGACAGUUAUAUUUGCACCACAACCUACGUUGACACAGUGUUGAGAUUUCUGUGUAACGUUGACACAGUGUUGAGAUUUCUGUGUAACAUUGACACAGUGUUGAGAUUUCUGUGUAACAUUGACACAGUGUUGAGAUUUCUGUGUAACGUUGACACAGUGUUGAGAUUUCUGUGUAACGUUGACACAGUGUUGAGAUUUCUGUGUAACGUUGACACAGUGUUGAGAUUUCUGUGUAACGUUGACACAGUGUUGAGAUUUCUGUGUAACAUUGACACAGUGUUGAGAUUUCUGUGUAACAUUGACACAGUGUUGAGAUUUCUGUGUAACAUUGACACAGUGUUGAGAUUUCUGUGUAACGUUGACACAGUGUUGAGAUUUCUGUGUAACAUUGACACAGUGUUGAGAUUUCUGUGUAACAUUGACACAGUGUUGAGAUUUCUGUGUAACAUUGACACAGUGUUGAGAUUUCUGUGUAACGUUGACACAGUGUUGAGAUUUCUGUGUAUCGUUGACACAGUGUUGAGAUUUCUGUGUAACAUUACCUGGGGCUUCUGUGACGUAAUCGUCAGAGUUCGAUUCUCGCUACGGACACAUGUGCGGACUCAUGUGAAAAGAGUCAGUCAACGCUCUGACGAAAGUCGUGGGUUUUCUCCGGGUACUCCGUGUUUCCUCCCACAGGGAAAGUUGACAGGGUGGGUUACAUGGGUAAAAAUUGAUCAUUUUGUUCGGCGUUGUUCAAACAGUAGCGAACAAUGUUGUGCUGCAUCCCGUGAACAAUAUUGUUAACAAGUUGUUCAACCAUAAGUACUGUUGCAAGUUGUUAACAUGAUUGUCAACAAGUUGCAACAAUAUUGAUGGUUCAACAACUUGUUAACAAUAUUGUUCACGGGGUGCAGCACAACAUUGUUCGCUCCUGUUUUGAACAACUUGCAUCAACAUGAUGAUUUUUACGCGUGUAGGAUAAACACAGUUGAGAAAUUAAUAUCACAAUUGUUGUAAAGAUAAAUAAUACUUAAUGUAAUCGGUCACUGAAAAGCCCCAAUUGGGAGCGAACAGAAUGAAGUCUAAUUCUGUUUGUUUCGCAAUGCCUGGAAAUCCAUUAUGAUAUUAGUGACCUCUAGAAAUGGCGUCAAGUUAGAGAAUGAUGGUCCAGGUAAAAUGACAACACUGUUCACUAACUGCAAAUUUAAAUUUCUAAUCUUUUUGUGUUUUUAUUUCAGCUUGGCUUAUUUUCAUUCUACUGGACAAUCCUCAGUCACAUCGUGAUUUGGGGAUCGAUAAUUGCAUACAUUCUCUUCGCUAUUAUUGCAUCUUGCGAUUCGUGGUAA
Paramuricea clavata is the source of this 16533-nucleotide messenger RNA. NCBI's taxonomy places the organism in Eukaryota, Metazoa, Cnidaria, Anthozoa, Malacalcyonacea, Plexauridae. The record is from the annotation of a GenBank genome assembly.